Cajanus cajan (pigeon pea) is the source of this 1667-nucleotide messenger RNA. RefSeq names its product F-box protein At5g03970. Gene Ontology annotation, molecular function: protein binding. The record is from RefSeq and is a predicted model, not a curated record. Lineage: Eukaryota; Viridiplantae; Streptophyta; Magnoliopsida; Fabales; Fabaceae.
GUGUGUUUGGCUUGAUCAAUCGACAAGCACCGGACGCACUCACCGUUGAAUCCCCAAAUUUGAAGAGUUCUUGUGAGGAUGUAGUUAAGUAGCUUAUGCUUAGCAGGAUAUAACUGGCCUGACAAAAGUUGAUAGGAUGAAACGCAAUAGUGGGUAUCCUGGCGCACUUAACAGUGAUGACAUCCUGCAUGAGAUCCUAAUUCGGCUACCACCAUCAACAAUCUCCAAAUUAAUUAUUGUAUCAAAAAGAUGGCUGCGGGUAAUAUGCAGUCCUUCAUUUCGUCGAUGUUACUUGAGUAAAUGGGGGCAAAGUUUUCGACUUUUGGGUUUUUUCGUAUGCAACUUUUUAUAUCUUGGAAGACCUCGGGAUGGAUACCGCCGCCCUCGUUGGGAACCUGCCCUCCCGAUCUUGUCCACUUGUAAAGAGGGUGAUGAUUUGAAACUUUCUGGAAUCCUCAAACAUCUUGGGUACUUCAUUGAUAGUUCCAAGGGGAUAAUUCUUUCUGGUUUCCACCCUAAGACAUAUUAUGUGUACAAUACUGUGACCAAGCAAAAGUAUCAACUCCCAGAGCCUCAGCAGUUUUAUAAAAUUCUGUGCAUGGCAUUGAUUGUUGAGGAAUAUCUUGAUGGUGACUUGUGCUACAAGGUGAUCCGGGCAAGAUGUGAAUGCAAACUUAAGGAACGAAAAACUGUUUCAAUUGAGACUUUCUCAUCAAAAACUGGACAAUGGAAGCAAUCCACUCUAAUGUGCUCCACAUCUUUUGCAUUGCGCCCAAGGACGGCCGCUAUGGUGGUCGGAGGGGUUGUACACUGGUUUGCAAUCUGGGGAAAACUUGCCAUUUAUGAUCCUCGUCUUGGAGACAGGUAUAUAGCUUUAAUUAGAUUACCAAGAGGUGUGUUAUCACAUGAGCAUGAGGAAUCGGUUCUUGGAGAGUCAUCUGAUGGGCUUUUACAGUAUGGUCAGAGCAAUAACUUGGGUCUAGAGAUAUGGAUACUUCAGAAGGAACCAGGAACCAACUCAUCCAUUUACUGCAACUGUACUCAUAUGAAGUACAAGUGGAUACUGAGGUGGAGAUUAUAUUUUAAAGUAUUAUGGAAGCAGAUGCCAUCUUUAAGUUCGCAUGCUAAAGAAACCCAGAUACUGUCAUUCCUUCCUCAAAAUUCUACAUCUAUCUUCAUUAGGUCAGGGUGGAACAUUUUGCUGUAUGAUUUGGAGACCAAAACGGUGGAAACUGUUAAUUAUCAGGGUCGUGGAGGCACCAUUUCAUGGGAAUCUAGCAAAGUAGUUCCUUACUUUCUACCAGCUUGGCCACAUGCGUCCUCAGGUGUCAUGACAACAUGAAACAAGGGAAAACAUGUCGUUUUUCAAUCCAGAUGCAUUUGGUUUUUUCGAUUUUGUUCCUCAUCUGGAUAUAAUGAAAUUUAAGCGUUUAGCUUCUUUGUUCUGUUUUAAUGUCUAGCCAUAGGAGGAUCUUCAUUUCUCUUGUAGAUACAGUGGUGUCAUACAUGCUUAGAGGGUGUUGUUUUAUCAAAACACUGAAAAUUUAGCUUCUUAAGUCAUUUUGUAGAAGAAAUGAAUUGCAGCCUGAUACAGUCGCGACAGGUUAGCUGCAUAUUUCUAGCGUGUUUGGAUACGCGAUUGGAGAUCUAGACUCUCGUAUUUUUGU